ACAGAACACAUCUGGUCCCUUGAGGCCCCACUCCGCGACGCACAGUGGCGAUCCCUGUACGGACUCUCCUACCCUGUCUUCACAACCGUCGUUGAUAAGCUCAAACCUCACAUCGCACUCUCCAACCUCUCUCUCCCUUCCGAUUACGCUGUCGCCAUGGUUCUCUCCAGACUCUCCCACGGCCUAACCGCCAAAACCGUUGCCUCUCGCUACUCCCUCGAUCCUUUCCUCGUUUCCAAGAUCACCAACAUGGUCACGCGCCUCCUUGCCACAAGGCUCUACCCUGAAUUCAUCAAGAUCCCUGUCGGCCGCCGCCGCCUCCUCGAAACCACCCAGGCCUUCGAGGAGCUCACGUCGCUGCCCAAUAUGUGCGGCGCAAUCGAUGCUACUCCGGUCAAGCUUCGCCACAAUCGUCGCCGCGCCAAUAGGGUUCCUCAGUCCUACCGCUGUCGCCAUGGAUUUAACUCCGUGCUUCUACAGGUUGUUGCAGAUCACAAGAGGAUAUUUUGGGACGUUUGUGUUAAGGCACCGGGUGGCACCGACGACGCCACUCACUUUAGGGAUAGUUUGCUUUACAGUAGGCUUACCUCCGGUGACAUUGUUUGGGACAAGGUAAUCAAUGUGAGGGGUCACCAUGUGAGGCCUUACUUUGUUGGGGACUGGUGUUUCCCUUUGUUGCCGUUUCUUUUGACGCCGUUUUCGCCGAAUGGAAUGGGGACGGCUGCGCAGAACCUGUUCGAUGGAAUGCUUAUGAAGGGGAGGUCUGCAGUGGUAGAGGCAAUUGGGCUGCUGAAAGGGAGGUGGAGGAUCUUGCAGGAUUUGAAUGUGGGGGUUUAUCACGCUCCGCAGACUAUCGUGGCCUGCUGCGUGCUGCAUAACCUGUGCCAGAUUGCGAGGGAGCCGGAACCAGAGCUGUGGAAGGAGCCGGAUGAGAAUGGACCGCAGCCGAGGGUGAUGGACAGUGAGAAGUCCUUGUACUUCUUUGGGGAGAGCUUGAGGCAAGCUCUUGCUGAUGAUUUGCACCAAAAGCUUUCAUCAAGAUAAUUUUCUUUGAAUUGACAAGAUGGUGAUCGGAUGAAUGAAUGAAUGAAGUGAUUGAUUGUGGCGAAAGUUAUUCCUUUUUCAUAUUGUUCAACGAGUAUUAUGUGUGUUGUUGUCUUUAGUUUUUGUUUGAAAAAUUUAUGAGCUUUGUGGUUAGUAUUAAGGAGUAGAAAUAGAAUAGAAGAUUUGUGGAUAUAUGAAUGUGAGUAUGUCAAUCCCUCCCAACUGUAAUGGCUCCCAUCCUAUGAUGGGGAUGUGGAGGAGUGGUAGUAUUACUAUUUACUAACAAUGAGUCUAAAUGAAUGAGGUGUUUCCAGACUAAGCUUUUACUUUUACUGUAAUAGCAAACCUUGAUAAUACCCUCAACAUUUGGUUGUAAACAAUGAUCGCAUCAGUUCGAUUCUGCAAC
Molecule: messenger RNA, 1450 nt
Organism: Arachis ipaensis
Lineage: Eukaryota; Viridiplantae; Streptophyta; Magnoliopsida; Fabales; Fabaceae
Product: PIF / Ping-Pong family of plant transposase
Source: RefSeq, a predicted model, not a curated record